GUAAAUUUGCAAUUAUGGGUAAGAAAUAAAUAUCAAACGUGCCCCAACUUGGCAACUUGGACUUCAGAGGAGGAUGACGAAAAGUGAAGAAACCAAAAAUAUAUAACAAAAAGAAAAAAAAAAAAAAAAGACAAUAAAGAAGAAAACACUAAAGGGGAAACAGUCAAAGCAGGAAGAAGCAAUGAAUAUUUGGUGGCAUUUGCAGAUUUCUCCGUCAAGAAAAAGCUCAGGUCUUUGCCACAGACAAGAAGAAUCAGCUCAAUUCUUUCAUCUGCAAUCUGUGUAAAGCAAACCAACUUGUUCUUCAGUUUUCAAUCGCCCUGAGUUUCUAGAUGAGGGUGAAGAAGCUUGGUUUACCUUAACCAUGAGGUCCACGACCCUUUUCGUUUCGAGAUUUUCCCUUUUCGUUUUGCCCCUGAUUUUCUUGUUCACAUCCUUCUUCCUGCAUCCUUAUUUCCAAUUCCGGCCCUUGCCCGGUAACGGAACCCAGGCAGGAGUUUCAUACGUUGAUCCGCCCGAACCACCGGGGAAUCGUCGCCAAGAAGAGCCCUUUACUCGAAAGAACCAUAUCAUUCGAUUCACUGAUUACAGGAAAGCCGAAGAUUUCAGAAACUAUCUCCAGAAGGAAGUGAAUUUUGAGGGAUGGGAAUGGAUUGAUAGGAAGAAUCCCGCUUCGAAAUUUCCUACGGAUUUUGGGCUGGUGGCGAUUGAGGAUUCGAAGAGUGAUGUACUGAUCGGGAAAUUUGAGGGAUUGGAGCUCGUGAAGGAUGUCUCGUUGGAUUUAAGUUAUCAAAGAGUGGUUCUUGAGGAAGAUACGAUAAAGAAUGGGGUUAAAGAGGGAUCUUUUGUCGAUGGAAAGAAGCGGGCAGGCAAGAUGUUUACUUCAAUGUCGUUUGGUGAGGAUGACGGGACUAAUGCUGCGGUGGCCAAUACUAGUCAUAUGAAGAUUAGCUGGGGAAGGACUUUAAUGGCGGAGAAAUCGCAAGUUACAUCCUAUUUUGGAGCAGAUUCACUCUGGUCGAAAGGCUAUACUGGUUCAAAAGUCAAAAUGGCAAUAUUUGAUACUGGUAUUCGAUCAGAUCAUCCUCAUUUUCGUAACAUCAAGGAGCGCACUAAUUGGACCAAUGAAAACACACUGAAUGACAAUCUUGGACAUGGGACUUUUGUUGCUGGAGUCAUUGCUGGUCAAGAUGCAGAGUGUCUUGGCUUUGCCCCAGAUACCGAGAUUUAUGCUUUUCGUGUUUUUACAGACGCGCAGGUAUCGUAUACAUCGUGGUUCCUUGAUGCAUUCAACUAUGCAAUUGCAAUGAAUAUGGAUGUGCUGAAUUUGAGCAUUGGUGGACCAGAUUACCUGGACCUUCCAUUUGUUGAGAAGGUUUGGGAACUUACAGCUAAUAAUGUCAUCAUGGUUUCUGCUAUUGGGAAUGAUGGACCACUUUAUGGAACUCUGAAUAAUCCCGCUGACCAAAGUGAUGUAAUUGGUGUUGGUGGCAUUGAUUACAAUGAUCAUAUUGCUGCCUUUUCAUCUCGAGGGAUGAGUACUUGGGAGAUUCCUCAUGGCUAUGGUCGCAUGAAACCAGAUGUUGUUGCAUUCGGACGAGAGAUCAUGGGAUCCAAGAUCAGCACGGGCUGUAAAAGCUUAUCAGGAACUAGUGUUGCAAGCCCUGUAGUGGCUGGUAUAGUUUGCCUCCUCGUUAGUGUGAUUCCUGAAAACAAGCGAAAGGACAUCUUGAACCCAGCUAGCAUGAAGCAAGCUUUGGUUGAGGGUGCUGCCAAGCUCUCUGGCCCAAAUAUGUAUGAGCAGGGUGCUGGAAGAGUUGAUCUAUUGGAAUCAUAUGAAAUCUUGAAGAGCUAUAAACCUCGAGCGAGUAUUUUCCCCAGUGUUCUUGAUUACACUGAUUGCCCUUACUCAUGGCCUUUCUGCCGUCAGCCACUAUAUGCGGGUGCGAUGCCAGUUAUCUUUAAUGCCACCAUCCUGAAUGGGAUGUCUGUAAUUGGUUAUGUUGAAAGCCCCCCUACUUGGCAUCCUUCUAACGAGGAAGGCAAUCUUCUCAGCGUUCACUUUACUUAUUCAGAUGUUAUCUGGCCUUGGACUGGUUACCUGGCACUUCACAUGCAAAUCAAGGAAGAAGGUGCUCAAUUUUCUGGAGAUAUAGAAGGGAAUGUAACUGUGAGAGUUUCUAGUCCACCAGCAAAAGGAGAUACGACGCCUAGAAUUAGUACUUGUGUAUUACAACUGAAACUGAAAGUUGUUCCAACCCCUCCAAGGUCGUCGCGAAUACUGUGGGAUCAAUUUCACAGCAUCAAAUACCCUCCCGGAUAUAUUCCAAAAGACUCUCUAGAUGUUCGGAAUGACAUACUUGACUGGCACGGAGAUCACCUACAUACAAAUUUCCAUGUCAUGUUUAAUAUGUUGAGGGAUUCGGGAUAUUUUGUUGAGACCCUUGGCUCCCCGUUUACGUGCUUUGAUGCUAGCGGGUAUGGAACUCUGAUGUUGGUGGACCUUGAAGAUGAAUUCUUCCCUGAAGAAAUAAAAAAAUUGAAAGAUGAUAUUAUAAGCACAGGUUUAGGUCUUGUUGUAUUUGCUGAUUGGUAUAAUGUUGAAACCAUGGUCAAAAUGAGAUUUUUUGAUGAUAACACCCGGAGCUGGUGGUCCCCAGUCACUGGAGGUGCUAAUGUGCCUGCUUUAAAUGAUCUUUUGGCCCCAUUUGGAGUAGCAUUUGGAGACAAGAUCCUUAAUGGUGAUUUUUUCAUGAACGGAGAGGACAACCGGUAUGCGUCGGGAACUAAUAUUCUGAAGUUUCCAGGAGGUGGAUACUUGCACAGUUUCUCGCUCCCAGAUAGCUCAGAGGGUGGCGCCACAACUCAGAAUAUCUUGCUAUCAGGCACAGUUCAGACUGAUUCUCCCAUUCUGGGACUUGUAGGGGUUGGCAAUGGCCGAGUUGCGGUAUACGGAGAUUCCAACUGCUUAGAUAGUAGCCACAUGGUGACCAAUUGUUAUUGGCUUUUGAAGAAAAUGCUAAAUUAUACAAGCAAAAAUGUCAGAGAUCCUGAACUUUUUGCAGACUCAAAUAGACAGCAAAAGCCCUUGCAUUUCGACAGCAACCAGUUACCAUCUCGUAGAAAUGAUGUUAGUUUCUCAACAUAUUCAUCAGUUAUUGGGAAGGAGCUGACCUGUGGGAGUGAUACAAGAUUUGAGGUUUGGGGGACGAAGGGCUACAAUUCGCAGGUCCUAAGAAGGAACCGGAGAUUACCAGGUUAUGUGGGUACUGAUCAAAGCAUAGGUCAGAAUUUAACAACUGACACUUUCAAUGAAGUGGCCUCUGAAUUAAUUGAGAAGAAUUCUGACGAUUCUGGAGCCUCUACAUAUUUUGGCAUAUUUAACAGAGAAGAUGUGGAUAUGCCUGUACUGGUUACAAGUCACUGGCUUUUACCUGCUGCUUUCGCUGUUUUGGGUAAGUGAUGGACAUCUAUGUUGGUUGAUGAGUUCUCUUGCUUUGGUCAAGCCUCAAAUUUUUCUUACAUUACAGUCUCCUGCUUUGACGUUGCUUCCAAAUUUCUUACGUGUGAUAUGUGUUGUGUAUAUCAGGCAUUCUGCUCUUAAGUUUUUGGCGUAUUCGGCAGAAGCGGCGCAGGAGGAGGAAAGGAUCUGGUUCAAUACGAUCUGCAAAUCCUUGAAUUGAGAGAUUUUUAAUUGUAAAAUGAGUAGAACCUAAUAGGUUCCCCGUUUUCUUUUUUUUGGUUAAUUAGUUUUACACAAAAAAGCGGUAGAAUUUCAGUUGAGGCAAUAUCAAAGAAAAGAAUUUUGUAUUAGUACAGUGUAGUAUAACUAUAAAAUGCUGUAGAGGAAAAUAGAAGUUGGGCUACACAACAACUGUUCUUUGGACCUACUAUUUGGUCCUUGCUAAGAAGGGGCGGGGCUCUAUGCUUCAUUUUCUUUAAUAUCUUGACCAAGGCGUAACGGACAAUUGUUGUAUCUAAGAAGCAUGGUUUUGAUUUAGUUGUUUUUACAUGCUGAGUUUGUAGUCCAAGAAAAUAUUACUCCCUCCGUUUCAAAAUUAUUGUUCAGUUUAAAUUUUUAUUUUUAGUUCAUAUUAUUAAAAAUGAAUACCUAAAGUGGAUACUAAUUUCGAGACGGAGGAAGUAUAUAACAGCCAUACAUCACAUCAUCUAACAAGAGAAAGUUUGUUACGAAGGUGUCCACUUUUAGAAAACAAUGGACUUGUACCAUUUUCAUUUAAGUUUCCAUUUUUAUUGAUCAAAAAGUUUAUUACUAUUUACAUGGAAUUGGAAAUACAUUUGUAAGUUUCGCCUAUGUAGAAACGAAAGGACAAACCAUCAGUAACUAGA
Oldenlandia corymbosa var. corymbosa is the source of this 4350-nucleotide messenger RNA. Lineage: Eukaryota; Viridiplantae; Streptophyta; Magnoliopsida; Gentianales; Rubiaceae. The record is from the annotation of a GenBank genome assembly.